AUGGAGUACAACUUCGUGGAUCUCUCCGAAGCCACGCUGCGCGACGUCCAUCUGCCCGCCUUCAAGGCCACGCUGGACGCGGGCGCGCUGACGCUCAUGAGCGCCUUCAACGACAUUGCCGGUGUGCCGGCCACUGGAAACAGGUGGCUCAUGACUGAGAUCCUUCGCAAAGAGUGGGGGUUCAAAGGCUUCGUAGUCUCGGACUACACCGCCGACGAGGAGCUGAUCCACCACGGCUUCGCAGCCGACGGAAAGGAUGCAGCGCGUUUGGCCUUCACGGCCGGCGUGGACAUGAGCAUGCAGAGCGGACUGUAUGUGGAACAUCUUCCUGAGUUGGUGUCCAAGGGUCAGGUCACCAUGGAAGAAGUGGACGAAGGAGUUCGAAGGAUCUUGCGGGUCAAGAGAGCCAUAGGUUUGUUCGACAAUCCCUACAAAUGUUUAGACCUUGAACGUGAGAAGAGCUUGAAGAAGCUGACGCUGGAGCAUGAUGAGUUGGCACGGGACGCUGCGAGGCGUUCCAUGGUGUUGCUGAAGAACGAUGGAGAUGUGCUGCCCUUGAAGAAGUCAGGUCAAAAGAUCGCGCUGAUCGGACCUUUCGCGGCAGAUCAAGAGAAUCUUCAGGGAUGCUGGACCGUCUACGGGGACAAGGCCCGGGCGGUGCCUGUAGAUGUAGGGCUGAAGCAAGCGAUGAAAACACCGGAGGAUUUGGAGGUGGUGAAAGGCUGCGAGAUCGAAACUGCCACGGAGAGCGGCAUUGAAGAAGCUGUCAUGGCUGCAAGAAGAGCCGACGUAGUGCUGCUGGCGUUGGGUGAGCCCGAAGACUUCUCGGGCGAGUCGCAGAGUCGGACGCAGAUCGUGGUGCCGGCGGCGCAGCAGCGUCUGGCCGAAGCAGUGGCGGCCACGGGAAAACCCAUCGUGGUGCUGCUGAGAACAGGACGCGCCUUGGCCGUGAGCGGCGCUGUCCAGAAGGCACAGGGUUUGCUGGUCACGUGGUUCUUGGGGACGCAGACCGGAACAGCUGUGGCGGAUGUGGUCUUUGGUGACUACAACCCUUCAGGUCGGCUGCCGUGCAGCUUCCCCGCGGAUUCCGGACAGCAGCCCCUGUUUUACAACGCACCGCGAACGGGGCGACCGCAGGGCGAUGGACCCCGGACCUUUAAGGCGACAUGGAGAGAGGUGCCAAGUAAGGCCUUGUUCCCCUUCGGCUUUGGUCUCAGUUACACAUCUUUCUCCUUCAGUAGUCCAACGUUAAGCUCCAGCACCUUGCCCUGGGAUGGCGCCUUAAAGGCUUCCGUGCAGGCGCGACAUGUCGGCGCUCGUGCGGGGGAAGAAGUGGUGCAGCUCUAUGUCCACGACGUGGUGGCGUCCAGAGUGCGUCCCGUACGUGAGCUCAAAGGCUUUCACAAGGUUCUACUUCAACCUGGCGAAGCCCGAGAGGUUUCGUUUGAGCUCAAGAGGUCUGAUCUCAGCUUCCACGGCUCGGAUGGUCGCCUCGUCGCGGAGCCGGGGGACUUUCACUUGUGGAUCUCACAGUCCUCGGUGCGACUCGGGAUGGGUUCGGGAUCUCAUGGGGAUUUCACCAAGAAUUUGGGAUGUGAAAAAAACUGUGGAUGGUUGCGAAAUCCACCAGUUGAAAACACUGAUUUAUCAUGA
Molecule: messenger RNA, 1653 nt
Organism: Cladocopium goreaui
Lineage: Eukaryota; Dinophyceae; Suessiales; Symbiodiniaceae
Source: the annotation of a GenBank genome assembly